AUGCCUCGUCUACGCGUCAUCGCCGGUCCCUCGCUGGACGACAUGCAGCCCAUGUCCGUGAACACGGGCGAGCCGUUUCCGAUAUCUUCGCCGUACUUCGAGGGGAAACUCCUUGCGUACAUCAAGGGAUUCCCGGAUGAGGAGGGCGAGUUGUUAGAGCAUGAGUACUUUGAGAGGGAGGAUCGCGCGGGAAUCACAUGGAGUAUACAGUUCCAAGGGAGAUUCCUGCAAGAGAUAUGUGCAGAUGACAUCUUGUUUGGGAACACGUUCGAUAGGCCGUUACAACUACCCUGGGGAUCUGGGGCCGCUCUACGGUUCAUGAAAUACAGAGAUCCGACUAUGGAUCACGACCUCUCCUCCCAGACCAAGCCAUGGGCAUUGUCGCCCCUCAUCAGCUCCAUGCCACACUUCCACCACACCCGCGGGACACCGCCACCAUUCCCCGCCACAGACCAGAAUUCGCUCUCAGACGACGUCACACAACUACAUCUCGCACGCCACUCGCGCGGGCCUAGUAGAGUGCCUUCCAACACGUCUAUCGCUAGCUUGGCAGCUGUCAAGGCGGAGGAUCAUGAUGCAAACGGGACUUCGAACGGGAAGAGCUCGAGGGAGAAUGUGGCGGAGGUCAAGGCAAGAUUCAAGAAUGGAGCGAGCAAGUUGAAGGACAAGAUGAAUGGUGACGCAACGUCGAAGGAAGAGGACGGAGCAGGCGAUGCGGAGACGGAGGUGGUGGCGAACGUCGAGGAGAUACCCAAACAGGAUGCCGGAUCUCGACGAGCGUACUUCGCGGAGGCUGGGAGGAGAAAGGAGAUCGUCUUCGGGCCAGAGGAUAUCAUCACUGGUGACUUCUGCCACGGUUAUCUCUCCUUCACGCCGAGCGUCACCCUGAAUCUCCCAGGCGGCAUCUCAUUCGACCUCUUGCGUUUCUGGGAUGGCCAGCCUGUACGCUUCACAUGUUGUGAGCGUAAGCGCCCGGACGAUGAAGGAGAUGAACCGUGGGGCAGGGUGUUCUUCUCUGUUGCAAUAGAGCAGGUGCCUGAACCUCCAGCUACGGAGUCAUGA
This is a messenger RNA of Peniophora sp. CBMAI 1063, 1062 nucleotides long. NCBI's taxonomy places the organism in Eukaryota, Fungi, Basidiomycota, Agaricomycetes, Russulales, Peniophoraceae. The record is from the annotation of a GenBank genome assembly.